Molecule: messenger RNA, 1623 nt
Organism: Alternaria ventricosa
Lineage: Eukaryota; Fungi; Ascomycota; Dothideomycetes; Pleosporales; Pleosporaceae
Exons: 2
Coding region: 1-1623 (540 amino acids)
Cellular component (GO): nucleus
Molecular function (GO): nucleic acid binding; zinc ion binding
Source: RefSeq, a predicted model, not a curated record
AUGGGUACUCUACCUCUCUUAAGCGACACCGCUAUGUCCCAGAACUCCCAAGGUGGACCGGUCCCCGUCACCGCUGCCCCAACCACAAGUACUCAACCUGAUGCUCAAGAUCCCGCGGUUGCCGCGCUCGCAGCCAGCUUCAACGCAGUCAGUAUAAGUGCUACACCUGAUGCUCGAGACCCCAGGAUCAUCGCGCUCGAGGCCCGCUUCAAAGAAGCCAGCGAUCUUGAAGUGUGGGAGCACUGCGUCGGCGGCAGGCGCGUCAAGAACAUCCCCGACGAGGCCGACGACCUCGCCAACCAUGUCAUCGUCAUUUGUAUUGACUGUGAGCACUGGUCGAACAAUACCGACGAGACCACCGAGGUCGGCAUCGCUACCUUCGGUCGUCAAGAUGUAUUGCCCAUCGUGGCCACUGGAGACUUCGGCGAUCAUGGGGAGAACCUGAUGAAGAAAGUCCGCUUCUACCUCCUACGCACCAUCGAGACGUCCCAUCUCCCGAAUCAGAAUCCAGCAUCGCGGGGAGUCGAAGGCAACCGCUUCGGUCAAGGCCGGUUCGUCACCUUCGCCGAGGCGCGUCAGAUCCUGACCGACCUGUUUGUACAACCCAUCAGUGACGUCCCCCGCCUCAAGGGUUACUUCCCCGAUCUCAAGGGUAACUUCCCCAUCGUCGUUCUCGGCCACGACGUCGGACACGAUCUGAACAACCUCAAGUCCAAGGCUAUUGCCUUCGAUAUGGAGCCAAUCGGUACCGUGGUCCGCUACAUCGACACCCAGCUGCUGGUUCGUGACAAGGGUUACUGGAUGAUGCCGAGGAACGAGCAGGUUGGCCUCAGGCGUAUGGUCGAAUUGUUCUCCUUCGAGCAUAGUGAUUCCCACACGGCGGCAAACGACGCCGCUCGCACGUUGAUCUCCGCAUUCCAGAUCGUUUUGGGCGGACAUAAGUGCAAGAAGUUCGCAAACAAGAGUAUGAACCAAGUGGCCGAAGAUCUGGAGCGCCAUAGUGUGGCGAACUUCGAUGACAGCCUUGGUGGCGUUGAGAAGUACUGCUUCAAGUGCGGCACUGUCGGCCACAUGAAGCCAGAUUGCCAAGCCACGGACCUUCAUUGUGACGAGUGCGAAGAGAACAAGUGCAAUAUCGAGCCAGGCGAGGAACACGUCACCGAGCACUGCAUCUGUGUAGCCAACAAGAAAGCGCUCAUUCGACGCGAGAAGGACGCUAUCGCCCGGGCCCUCAAGAAACCAAAGCCCAGGGGCCCGUCUCGUGGCUACUCCAACUGGGGUCGUCCGAUGUCACGUCCUGGCACCACUCGUCCGUCUGGUCCUACCAUGAGCUAUGACGGUCUCCGACAGUACUUCGACUCCGCUGGUGGACAUGGCUCCGCCCCGCCAGGCCCUGGAGGACACCCUUCUGUCAGGGGGUUUGGCGGACAUCUCGGCCAAGGCGGCUAUGGCAACGCUUCGUUCGGUCGCGGUCGUGGUGGAUGCCCUCCACGUGGAGGACACCCUUCUGUCAGGGGGUUUGGCGGACAUCUCGGCCAAGGCGGCUAUGGCAACGCUUCGUUCGGUCGCGGUCGUGGUGGAUGCCCUCCACGUGGAGGACACGGACGACACAACCAGGAUUGA